GAAUAAUUUCUCAGCAAAUUAACCCCCAAUUGAGCAAUUGAGAUUUGAGCCCCAAAAAGCCCCAAAAUUUCGAGUGCCUCUCGCUUUCUUCUUCCUUCUUCUCCUCCUCCUCCUCCUUCCUCUUUCGCCGUAAUUUCGCUUUCGAUUUCGACCCCUUUUCGGCUUCGUGUCAAUUCGCACGUGCGGUAUAUAAUUUGGGGGAGACGGUGCGAACCAACUCUCUCUCUCUCUCUCUCUCUCUCUCUCUCUCUCUCUCUCUCUCAAACCCAAUCCCUAUUCGUCGCUCUUUCUCUCUUUAUCUCGCAUCGCCGAUUGUACUGGUCGUGCUUUAUUAAAGCCCUCUAUCAAUUUUGAUCUCCGAUCGCUUAUCUUUCAGUAUGGAGGGAGUUUAUUAUGGCUAAGCAUGAGUUGGCAGUGCAGUUCUAAAGGUUUUGUUUUUAAGUUAUGUGGUACUUGCUAGUUACAGUCAGCGUGGUGAAGGAUAAAGGAGAUGAAUGUGCAGACACACACUUCAGGACCGAUAUUGGGGCAAGUGCCCAUUCAGGCAGGAUCUCAGAUGCCUGUGCUCUCCCAACAUAAUGGAAAUGCCCUUGCUCCCCAAAUGCAAAAUUUAGGUGGGCCUGCUCGUGUUAUGUCCAACAUGGAUCCUGAACUUCUCAAUGCACGCCAAAUUGUGCAGGAUAGAAUAUGGCAAAUUAUACGGCAGCGAAAACUUCGCCAGCCAAUGAAUGACAGGAAGUUUAGGGAGAUUGUUAAAAAAUUGGAUGAGGGUUUAUUGAAAAGUUCUCAGGACAAGGACGACUAUAUGAACCUGGAAACGUUAGAGAGUCGUUUGCACAAUUUGAUUAAGCGACCCCCAAAUCAAAGCCAACAGUUUCAACAGGCUGUUAAUUCUUCCUCUCCUGCUGGUAUGAUGAUACCAACUCCUGGUAUGUCACACAGUGGGAAUUCAAAUAUGAUUGUUACUUCUUCUAUGGAUGCUUCUAUGAACACCACUAGAGGAAGUACUGGCAUAGCGCCUAUGACAGUCAACACAGGAAACUUGGUGCCCACUGGUGCCUUACAUGGCGGCUCGUUCAAUAGAUCUGAUGGUAAACUGAGUAAUGGUUAUCAGCAGUCUCCUGCCAGUUUGUCUGUUGGUGCUGGAGGGAACAUAUCAUCAAUGGGUGUGCAAAGAAUGGCUAGCCAAAUGAUUCCUACCCCUGGGUUUAAUAGCAGUAAUAAUCAGUCUUACAUGAAUUUGGAUUCUUCUAAUAAUGGAGGUGGGUUCUGUACUGUUGAUUCUUUAAUGGUAACACAACCACAACAGCAACAGCAGCAUAUUGGUGGUCAAAAUAGCCGUAUACUUCAUAGCCUUGGCAGCCAAAUAAAUACUGGAAUAAGGUAUGGCAUGCUGCAGAAGUCUUAUGGGUUGCCAAAUGGGGCUCUAAAUGGUGGGUUGGGAUUUGGGAACAGUUUACCAGUGGUUAAUGAGUCUGGUACUUCUGAGGGCUAUGUGACCUCAACACCCUAUGCUAACUCUUCCAAACCAUUACAACAGCACUUUGACCAACAUCAGCGGCCGGUAAUGCAAGGUGAUAGCUAUGGAAUGAGCAAUGCUGAUUCUUUUGUGCCUGGAAACUACUAUGGUGCUGCGACAUCUGUUGGGUCAAUGUUGAAUCCUCAGAAUUUGAAUUCAGUCAGUUCAAUACCCGUGUCCAAGGCCAUCUCUCCCCUUGUGAAUAGUCAGUCAAAUAUGCAUGGUGCACAGCAAAGUGUACAUGCGAAGCCUCAACAACCUGAUCAAUUGGAAAAAGAUAUUUGUAACAUUGAAGGUAUCUACAUCAUGGAGAUCAAAAGUUUCAGCAUGGUUAGUGCGCUUGUUAAUUUGUCUUCAGAAGGACCAAAUGCUGUUCAAACAAUUUCACCUAGAAGCACAUCUCGUCCCCCCAAUUCAUCUAGUGCUGUUUUUGGAUCUUCUAAUGGCAAUCAGGAGAAACAGUUCAAAAAUCAACAGAGAUGGCUUUUGUUCUUGCGCCAUGCUCGGCGUUGUUCAGCCCAUGAAGGGAAAUGUCGCGAACGUAAUUGUGUAACUGUUCAACAAUUGUUAAAGCACAUGGUAACAUGCAAUUUACCUCAAUGCCCACAUCCUCGUUGUCAUGUUACCAAGAAAUUGGUUCAUCAUAACAAGACUUGCAAGGACCCAGCUUGCCCUGUUUGCUCGCCUGUGAGGAAUUAUCUGCUGAGACAUCCAAAUAAGGCACACAAUCAUCUAGUUUCUGAUUCUGGUUUGCAGAAUUCAAUAAAUGGAUCAUGUAAAGCCUAUGAUAGUGAAGACGCUUCAGCUAGAUUGGUUUUGAAGACAAAUCCGGCUGUUGAAACUUCUGAAGAUAUGCAACUUUCUAUAAAACGCAUGAAGAUAGAGCAGUCCUCUCAACCUGUUCUUUCCGAUAGUGUUAGUUCUGCAGUAAAAGUUUCUGCGAUUAUUGAACCCCAUGUACCCCAGGAUAUACAGAUUCAGGAUUACCAACAUGGUGAGAUUUCUAUGCCAGUCAAGUCCGAGGUUGCAAAAGUGAAAAUGGAGGUUCCUUCAAGUUCUGGACAACGGAGUGUUGAUGAGAUGAAGGAUAUUGUUGAGGAUAACUGCAAUCAAAGGCAUGAAGGUGAACCUGUCUCAUAUAAUGAGCCCGCUGGUUUAGCUAAGCAAGAAAACAUAAAACUUGAGAAUGAAACUUAUCCAGCUAAACAAGAAAAUGCUACGCAUACUGUGGAAAAUGCAGCUGGAACAAAGUCUGGGAAGCCUAAAAUAAAGGGGGUAUCAAUGACUGAACUGUUCACUCCGGAGCAAGUUAGGGCCCACAUUACAGGUCUCAGGCAGUGGGUUGGCCAGGUUAAGCAAGCAAAGGCAGAGAAGAAUCAAGCAAUGGAGCAUUCAAUGAGUGAGAACUCCUGUCAGUUGUGUGCAGUUGAGAAGCUUACAUUUGAGCCACCGCCCAUAUAUUGCACACCUUGCGGUGUUCGUAUCAAGCGCAAUGCAAUGUACUAUACAAUGGGGGCUGGUGACACACGACAUUAUUUCUGUAUUCCAUGCUAUAAUGAGGCUCGUGGAGACAUGAUAGUUGUUGAUGGGAAUAACAUUCCAAAGGCAAGGCUAGAGAAGAAGAAAAAUGAUGAAGAGACUGAAGAGUGGUGGGUCCAAUGUGACAAAUGCGAAGCUUGGCAACAUCAAAUUUGUGCUUUGUUUAAUGGCCGAAGGAAUGAUGGUGGGCAAGCCGAAUACACUUGCCCUAAUUGUUAUAUACAAGAGGUUGAAAGGGGAGAGCGUAAACCUUUACCACAGAAUGCUGUUCUGGGGGCCAAAGAUUUGCCAAGGACAAUACUGAGUGACCACAUAGAGCAAUGGUUAUUUAAGAAACUGAAGGUUGAAAGACAAGAGAGGGCAAGGCAGCAGGGAAAGAGUUAUGAUGAGGUUCCUGGGGCAGAAUCGCUUGUAAUCAGGGUUGUUUCGUCGGUUGACAAAAAAUUGGAAGUAAAGCAGCGGUUCCUUGAAAUUUUUCAGGAAGAAAAUUAUCCAACAGAGUUCCCAUAUAAAUCUAAGGUUGUAUUGUUGUUUCAGAAAAUUGAAGGUGUAGAAGUAUGCCUAUUUGGCAUGUAUGUUCAAGAAUUUGGAGCUGAAAGCCAUUUUCCAAAUCAGCGCCGUGUUUAUCUAUCGUACUUGGAUUCUGUUAAGUAUUUCAGGCCUGAGGUUAAAGCGGUCACGGGAGAGGCUCUCCGCACAUAUGUUUACCAUGAAAUUUUGAUUGGAUACCUUGAAUAUUGCAAGCUACGAGGGUUUACAAGCUGCUAUAUAUGGGCUUGUCCUCCGUUGAAGGGUGAAGAUUAUAUUCUAUAUUGUCAUCCGGAGAUUCAGAAAACACCAAAAUCUGAUAAGCUUCGUGAAUGGUAUUUGGCAAUGCUUAGGAAAGCUGCCAAGGAAGGCAUUGUUGUUGAACUCACUAAUCUAUAUGACCAUUUCUUUGUAACUACUGCUGAAUGCAAGGCCAAAGUCACUGCAGCUAGGCUGCCCUAUUUUGAUGGUGACUACUGGCCUGGUGCAGCCGAGGAUCUGAUUAAUCAGAUGCGUCAAGAAGAGGACGGGAGAAAACAGAAUAAGAAAGGAUCAACCAAAAAGACUAUAACAAAAAGGGCUCUAAAAGCUUCUGGUCAGACUGAUCUUUCUGCUAACGCGUCAAAGGAUCUGCUACUAAUGCACAAACUUGGAGAAACCAUUUCGCCAAUGAAGGAGGAUUUCAUCAUGGUUCAUUUGCAGUACGCAUGCUCCCACUGUUGUAUACUAAUGGUAUCAGGAAACCGUUGGUCCUGCACUCAAUGCAGAAAUUUUCAGCUUUGUGACAAGUGUUAUGAAGCAGAGCAAAAACGGGAAGAAAGAGACAGGCACCCUAUCAAUCAGAGGGAAAAGCAUGAAUUGCGUCCUUUUCAAAUUGCUGAUGUACCUAUGGAGACAAAGGACAGAGAUGAAAUCCUUGAGAGUGAAUUCUUUGACACUAGACAGGCAUUUCUCAGUCUUUGUCAAGGGAAUCAUUAUCAGUAUGAUACUUUACGGCGGGCUAAACACUCCUCUAUCAUGGUCCUUUACCAUCUUCAUAACCCACCUGCUCCUGCGUUUGUGACAACAUGCAAUAUAUGUCAUCUCAACAUUGAAACAGGGCAAGGUUGGCGUUGUGAAGUUUGCCCUGAAUACGAUGUAUGCAAUAACUGUUAUCAGAAGGAAGGCGGUGUAGAUCAUCAUCAUAAGUUGACAAAUCAUCCAUCCAUCACUGAUCGCGAUGCACAAAACAAAGAAGCUAGACAAAUCCGAGUUGUACAGCUUCGGAAAAUGCUUGACCUUCUGGUGCAUGCAUCACAAUGUCGUUCUGCACAAUGUCAAUACCCCAAUUGCCGUAAGGUGAAGGGGCUUUUCCGCCAUGGAAUUCAUUGCAAAGUCCGUGCAUCUGGAGGAUGUGUUCUCUGCAAGAAAAUGUGGUAUCUUCUUCAACUUCAUGCUCGAGCUUGCAAAGUAUCCGAGUGCCAUGUGCCGCGUUGCAGAGAUUUAAAGGAGCAUUUGAGGAGACUACAGCAGCAGUCUGAUUCAAGAAGAAGAGCUGCUGUGAUGGAGAUGAUGAGCCAGAGGGCUGCCGAGCUACACAACAGUUCUGGGUGACCAAAUUGUACAUAUAUAAACAGUUGCUUUGGAGAGGGGAAAAUACCGAAGGGGACAAUAGUUUUCUGCUGCUCAGCUACCACACUACUGGGAACCAGGCGGCGACAGCAAAAGCGGCGUUAGAUGGUUAAGAGGGGAUUGCAUGUUACAGUACAACAUAUUGGUUUAUAGUUCACUUUUUGAGGGAACAAUUUUUUGGCUCUGAUCUUCACAACUGAACUCUCCCGAAGAGGAAGAAAGGUGAAGUUC
This is a messenger RNA of Malus domestica (apple), 5428 nucleotides long. NCBI's taxonomy places the organism in Eukaryota, Viridiplantae, Streptophyta, Magnoliopsida, Rosales, Rosaceae. The record is from RefSeq and is a predicted model, not a curated record.